CGCCGGCAGCCACCAUGAACAAGCUGUACAUCGGGAACCUAAACGAGAGCGUGACUCCGGCCGACUUGGAGAAAGUCUUCAACGACCACAAGAUCUCCUUCAGCGGGCAGUUCCUGGUCAAGUCCGGCUAUGCCUUUGUGGACUGCCCCGACGAGCAGUGGGCCAUGAAAGCCAUCGAAACUUUUUCGGGGAAAGUGGAGCUUCAUGGAAAACAGCUAGAGAUUGAACACUCAGUACCUAAAAAGCAAAGGAGCCGGAAAAUUCAAAUCCGAAACAUCCCACCCCAGCUGCGAUGGGAGGUUUUGGAUGGCUUGCUAGCACAAUACGGCACUGUAGAAAACUGUGAGCAAGUGAACACAGACAGUGAGACCGCCGUGGUUAACGUCACCUACACAAACCGGGAACAGACCAGGCAAGCCAUCAUGAAGCUGAACGGGCACCAGCUGGAGAACCACGCGCUGAAGGUCUCCUACAUCCCUGACGAGCAGUCUGUGCAGGGCCCAGAGAAUGGGCGGCGGGGCGGCUUUGGGGGCCGGGGUGCCCCCCGGCAGGGUUCCCCCGUCACCGCAGGGGCCCCGGUCAAGCAGCAGCCCGUGGACAUCCCGCUCCGUCUCCUGGUGCCUACCCAGUACGUGGGUGCCAUCAUCGGCAAGGAAGGAGCCACCAUCAGGAACAUUACCAAGCAGACACAGUCCAAGAUUGAUGUGCACCGUAAGGAGAACGCAGGAGCUGCAGAAAAAGCCAUCAGCAUCCACUCCACCCCUGAGGGCUGCUCUGCUGCCUGCAAAAUGAUCUUGGAGAUCAUGCAGAAGGAGGCAAAGGACACAAAGACAGCUGAUGAAGUGCCCCUGAAAAUCUUGGCCCAUAACAACUUUGUGGGGCGCCUGAUUGGCAAAGAAGGGCGAAACUUGAAGAAAGUGGAGCAGGAUACGGAGACAAAAAUCACCAUCUCGUCCUUGCAGGACCUGACCCUGUACAACCCUGAAAGAACGAUCACAGUGAAGGGCUCCAUCGAGAACUGCUGCAAAGCAGAGCAGGAGAUCAUGAAGAAAGUGAGGGAAGCCUACGAGAACGAUGUCGCGGCCAUGAGCCUGCAAUCUCAUCUCAUCCCUGGCCUCAACCUGGCUGCUGUCGGCCUCUUCCCUGCCUCCUCCAAUGCAGUACCUCCUCCUCCCAGCAGCGUCUCUGGGGCUGCUCCCUACAGCUCCUUCAUGCCUCCGGAGCAGGAGACUGUACACGUCUUCAUCCCUGCCCAAGCGGUUGGUGCCAUCAUUGGCAAGAAGGGCCAGCACAUCAAGCAGCUCUCCCGGUUCGCAAGUGCCUCUAUUAAGAUUGCACCCCCGGAGACGCCGGACUCCAAAGUGCGCAUGGUGGUCAUCACGGGCCCUCCAGAAGCUCAGUUCAAGGCGCAAGGCAGGAUUUAUGGGAAGCUGAAAGAGGAGAACUUCUUUGGGCCGAAGGAAGAAGUGAAGCUGGAGACGCACAUCCGUGUCCCCGCCUCGGCUGCAGGGAGGGUUAUUGGCAAAGGGGGCAAAACCGUCAAUGAGCUGCAGAACCUGACGGCUGCGGAGGUGGUGGUGCCGCGGGAUCAGACCCCCGAUGAGAACGAGCAGGUCAUUGUUAAGAUCAUCGGGCACUUCUAUGCCAGCCAGAUGGCGCAGCGCAAGAUCCGGGACAUCCUGGCCCAGGUGAAGCAGCAGCACCAGAAGGGACAGAGCGGCCAGCUGCAAGCGAGGAGGAAAUGAGAGCAGCACUGACACCAAUGUGAAAAGUGGAACAAGCCAAUGCCAGGCUUAAGAGUGGCUGGGAAUCAGUUACCAUAGACAGAUGCAAUUAUUUUCAUUAACUGGUCGACACUAAAAGGCAGUUUGAUUGGCUUUCAAGGCAAGAGGGAUGGGGCUAAGAACCAGGCCGCACCAUCUGACCCGUUUUUAGCUCCACGUGCUGACACCGUACUGAAGCGAAGCGGGGAGGUGCUGGGGGCUGGGGGAGCACUGGGCACUGCACUCAGCCCCCGUGGGCAUCGCCUGCCCUCAUCUCAGGGCCUCUGGGGCUCCCCCAGGGCUCCCCCCAGCUUCAAUUCCCCGUCCCUCCCUCAAUCCCUUCCCUGCCUCGGCAAUGUGGCUGACGGAUGUUCCCAGAGUCGUGUUAAACCUUUAGGAUCCAUUGAUUUUUCUCUUUCUUUUUUCC
Molecule: messenger RNA, 2190 nt
Organism: Numida meleagris (helmeted guineafowl)
Lineage: Eukaryota; Metazoa; Chordata; Aves; Galliformes; Numididae
Gene: IGF2BP1
Product: insulin like growth factor 2 mRNA binding protein 1
Exons: 15
Coding region: 15-1745 (576 amino acids)
Biological process (GO): nervous system development; regulation of gene expression
Cellular component (GO): cytoplasm; cytosol; nucleus
Molecular function (GO): mRNA 3'-UTR binding
Source: RefSeq, a predicted model, not a curated record